AUGGCCGUUAUAGUUGCUUCCAAUCUGCCACAAACCUCCAAUCCGUCAACCAUUAAAAAACCGAACAAGUCAUACUCGCAUUGUUGUGUAACACCCAUCCUACCAUGUUCCAAAUUCAUUACAAUCGCUGGACAGACCGGAUUGCGCGAUGACGGAUCUUCAGCCCCGGACAUCGUCACUCAAGCCAAAGACGCGUGCAACGCUCUACAUGAAUGCUUGAAAUCUGUGGGAGCAACUGAGCGAGAUAUUAUCCAUGUGAGACAUUACGUUGUCAAGGAGAGCGGCGAUGUCCAGAACGACAAGAAACCUGUGGUACUUCGUGGCUGGAAUGAGGUUUGGAUGGAGUACAUGGAACGUGAAGCUGGUGGACACAAGCCGCCGGGCACUGCAUUUGGUGUUGCGAGUUUGGCAGCAUCGGGGCUUUUGUAUGAGGUGGAAGUGCUGGUGAUAGUCCACAACUGA
Plenodomus lingam JN3 is the source of this 462-nucleotide messenger RNA. RefSeq lists its product as uncharacterized. The record is from RefSeq and is a predicted model, not a curated record. Lineage: Eukaryota; Fungi; Ascomycota; Dothideomycetes; Pleosporales; Leptosphaeriaceae.